CACACGUUUUCAUUUUUAAAACCCCCGACCUCAAGCUGUUAUUAAUCAGAUCAGACGUUCAAAUUCAAAUUCAACGGGGAUCAUGGCGUCAAACACCAAAAUAAAUCUAACGGUGAUCGCCUUCCUCAUUACCAACGUUGCCGCCGCAACCGGUUACACCAACCACACCGUCGGCGGCGAUGUCGGCUGGUUCUUCGAUUCUAACACUAACACAUCCGCCACAAAUUACUCUUCUUGGGCUGCUAAUCAAACUUUCAAUCUUGGAGACUAUCUCAUUUUUAGAACCAGUACGAAUCAGACAGUGAUCCAGACUUACAAUGCGACGACGUAUCAGAGCUGCACAAUGGACGACGCUUCAGACACUGAUACCUUUCAGUACAACGGAGGCAGCACGGGCUUCGAUCAAUCGUUGACCAUUGCAGUGCCGUUGACCGUUGAGGGAACAAACUAUUACUUUUCCGACGCUGAAGACGGUAUCCAAUGCCAGCGUGGCAUGGCAUUCGAGAUCGACGUCAGUCACGGCAACGGGUUACCCCCUAGCCUCAACCAGCCACCUCCUCCUCCCCACGUCGAGCCUCCUGGUGGGGACUCAGCUCAGUCUCCGCCUAUCACGAUUGCUGGUGGAUCACCGUCUUUGAAUAAUGGAGCCGUGGCCGGCAGCGGCGCUGAGUCACGAGCUAUGCUGGGUCUUUUCUUUGGUGUUACAUGGUCGUUGAUGUUCUAAAGUGAAGGGUGAGGACAAGAGUGACAUAGUUUGGUUAGCUGGCAUGAUUGUCGGCCGACCCGGAUUUGUUCCGGUGCGUUACUUGUAAUUUGGGGAAAUAUUUUUCACGAAUGAAUUUUUAUCCAACGGAUGACAUUUUUUCUCUUAUGAAGGCAUCGAUUCUUUAACUAUCCUAUCUUA
Durio zibethinus is the source of this 904-nucleotide messenger RNA. RefSeq names its product early nodulin-like protein 18. Lineage: Eukaryota; Viridiplantae; Streptophyta; Magnoliopsida; Malvales; Malvaceae. Gene Ontology annotation, molecular function: electron transfer activity. The record is from RefSeq and is a predicted model, not a curated record. Gene Ontology annotation, cellular component: plasma membrane.